AUGGUUGGUUCACAUUAUUUUCACAUUAAUUUCACAUAUUACUCAAAUUAAGCGCAAUCCAUCAACAUGUCCCUUUAUUCCUUCAUCCCCCUUUUCCUACUCUUAAAUUUCUCUCUCUCCCCACCACAAAAACAAUAAGAGAUUGUAGAUUUUUUCAGGUGAUUGAUCAUGUCCCGCCCAAUGAGGCUACGAUCAUUAUCAGAUGGUGAUGGAUCAUCAUUGCUUUACAAUCGCAUAGAGUUUAAGAGGCCUAAAUUCCAGUACUCUGGCUGGGUUUUUCAUUUGGGUACUAAUAAAAUUGGCCACGAGUUUUGCCAUCCUCGCUUUUUGUUUAUAAGGGGCAAGUAUGUCGAAAUGUAUAAGCGUGAUCCUGAUGAAAAUCCCGGCAUUAGACCAAUAAGAAGGGGUGUUGUGGGACAUACUCUUAUGGUGGAAGAGCUUGGAUGCCGAAAGGUUAAUUGUGGCGAUGUGUAUGUUCUCAGAUUCUAUAACCGAUUGGAUGAAUCAAAGAAGGGAGAAGAAUCAGAAUUUUUGAAGAUGUUGUUGAAUCCAAGGGCAAUAGAGGCAUUCUUGUGAAGUCUGUUGGAAUAAUUGAUGCUGAUGUAGAUACUGUUUUUGAGGUUCUUAUGAGCCUUGAGCCCUCUCAGAGAUACGAGUGGGAUAUGUUGACAAGUGACUUGGAGCUUGUUGAGUCCAUAGAUAAGCAUUUUGACGUUGUAUAUGGUACAUAUGAUCCAAAAUACUUUACUUGGUGGAGUUCAAAAAGGGACUUUGUGUUCUCGAGAAAAUGGUUCCAUGGACAAAACGGAACAUCAAUUUUACAAAUCCCGGCAGUUCAUAAGAAGUGUCCUACUAGAUCUGGCUAUCAAAGAACAAAGAUAAAUCCUUCCACUUGGGAGAUUAAAAGUUUGGACACAGAAGACGCUGCAACAGAACUUUCAAGGUGUCUUGUGACACAUAUGUUAGAGAUACAAUCUGAAAGCUGGGGUUCAUGGAAAAAAAGUCGUUCUUCAAAGUUUGAAAAGUCUAUUCCUUAUGCUUUGUUGUGCCAGGUUGCUGGACUCAAGGAAUAUAUUGGAGCAAAUCCAGUACUUAAAAAUAACUCUGUUACAACAGUUUUAACUUCACAAUCAUCUGAAGAUGCAGUAGCAGAAGAGUUUUAUGAUGCAAUUUGUGCAGAAUCAUCUGAAGAUGAUGAUAGUGAUGAUAAUAUUGAUGUCGACAACAAGGACAAUCUGUCGCGGGAGAAUGAUUUAUCGGGCAGCCCAAUCUUAGAGACGAUUUCAGCAGCUCAAAAUGCGAGCAGCGUAUUGGAUUCAUCCACAUCUCCAAUCCCAAUUGAUCCAAGCCAGUUUUGUGGUUCAUUGCAUGAUGGAAAAGAUGAUGAUGACAUAAAUUGCUGGACAAAUCCUGGUGGCUCUGGAUUUAUGAUUCGAGGAAGUACAUACUUGAAAGACUAUGCUAAAGUAAGAGCUGGAGACCCCCUUUUAAAGCUUUUAGCUGUUGAUUGGCUCAAGGCUGACCAGAGCAUAGACAAGGUUGCCUUGCGCCCAUCAUGUGUUGUCCAGUCAGAAGCGGGAAAAAAGCUCCCAUUCAUUCUCAUUUUUAAUCUUCAGAUCCCUGCCAAACCAAAUUACAAUUUGGUUUUAUAUUAUGCUGCUGACAGACCUGUAAAUAAAAGUUCAUUAUUGGGCCAAUUUAUUGAUGGGACUGACACAUUCCGGGAUUCUAAGUUCAAGCUCAUACCAAGCAUCGUAAAGGGCUAUUGGAUGGUCAAACGUGCAGUUGGAACAAAAGCCUGUCUUUUGGGAAAAUCUGUGACCUGCAGAUACCUGAGGCAAGACAAUUUUCUGGAGAUUGAUGUGGACAUUGGUUCCUCUUCUGUUGCAAGAAGUGUUAUUGGUCUUGUCCUUGGAUAUGUUACAAGCUUAGUAGUUGAUCUCGCCGUCUUGAUAGAGGCAAAUGAGGAGACUGAGCUUCCAGAGCACCUUCUAGGGGUUGUACGAUUAAGUUGUCUACGACUUGACUCAGCUGUAGAGGCUUGAAGUCUAUUCAAAACCGAAUGUUAAUUCAGAUUUCAGAUAAAAUUGAUCUUCAUUCAAACUUUAAUGUACUCUUCACUCAUUUUUAUCCCAAUUGUCUCCUGCAAUUUAGUAGCUUGAAUUUCCCUUAAUGUAAUGAUUUAUAUCGUUUUGCCUACUCGUCUGAUCUCAUGUGGUCUCAUCUCUUGAGUUAUGAUAGGAACUCUGCACCGUGUUGAGACAGCAGGCAUAUUCCGCUUUGUGUAUCUUCUAUGAAUUGAAAUUGUUAUAGAAAUGUGAAAGUGAUAGCCCGCUUCUCACUCCUCCUCUGUUUUACUUUAUUCCUUUAGGCUUUAGGCUUUAGGCUUUAGCUUUAGUAUUUGGGGUUGUGUGAUUUACUUUGGUAUGUUUGGUUGAUGUAUAUGGAAUCUAAUGCUAUGCUAAAGUUGGGCGAUUCUCUUUUAUUCGAUCUGUAUCCGAUUGUGUGAUUUACCUUAACUUUCCGUUAAAGACUAAGAGGAGUCUUUUCAGCUAAAGACUAUAAUCAUGAUAUGAAUAUUCAUGUAGCCUAGUAGGAGUACUUAUCUUUACU
Amaranthus tricolor (Joseph's coat) is the source of this 2613-nucleotide messenger RNA. RefSeq names its product protein ENHANCED DISEASE RESISTANCE 2. Gene Ontology annotation, molecular function: lipid binding. The record is from RefSeq and is a predicted model, not a curated record. NCBI's taxonomy places the organism in Eukaryota, Viridiplantae, Streptophyta, Magnoliopsida, Caryophyllales, Amaranthaceae.